AAUGUGCGCAUGCGCACUCUCAACUGUGACGGCAUUGUAAACACGGAAGCGUUACAUGGUCAGAUCCUUUAUAAUCUUUCGGAAGCCACGUACAGAACAUUUCAUCAGAACCGAGUGAACUUGUAUGGUACCGACUCAUCAUUAUCGUGGUUUGUUCGCGAAAUGGUUGUGUUUCCCCCCGUGUUUUAAAGACGUCACCAAGCGAUUGUGCCCUACAUGUUAAAGAUGCCUGCACGCAGCGUUAUCUCCAACGCGGCACCGAGCAGUAAAGUCCAGUACUCCCGACUGGCCACCGAUGAUGAUGGAUACAUUGAUUUGCAGUUUAAAAGAGGUCCUCCUAAAGUGCCAUACAAAGCCAUUGCUCUGGCCACAGUCCUCUUCUUCAUUGGCACGCUGUUGAUCAUCAUUGGAGCUCUCCUCUUGGCUGGAUACUUCGGCGUCACACACUCGGAUCGCACAGUUCCUGUCCUCAUCAUCGGUAUUCUGGUCUUUCUGCCGGGAAUCUACCACCUUCGAAUAGCUUAUUAUGCGUCGAAAGGCUAUCCGGGCUACUCUUACGAUGAUAUCCCUGAUUUUGAUGAUUGAAUCUUUGAGGAAAGUUCACAUAAUUUAAAAGCAUCUUUUAAGAAUUUUUUAGCUGAUGUGGAGCUCCUUAGUAGCUUUAUAAUGCUGUAACACCAAACGCUAGCUUUAACUUGUAUAAUACGUUUUUUUUGUUUGGCGCAAUAAAUGUGUUAUUGCAACCUUA
Synchiropus splendidus (mandarinfish) is the source of this 748-nucleotide messenger RNA. RefSeq names its product transmembrane protein 230b (gene tmem230b). The transcript is spliced from 3 exons. Lineage: Eukaryota; Metazoa; Chordata; Actinopteri; Syngnathiformes; Callionymidae. Gene Ontology annotation, cellular component: endomembrane system; synaptic vesicle. Gene Ontology annotation, biological process: synaptic vesicle transport. The coding region runs from base 217 to 585 and encodes 122 amino acids. The record is from RefSeq and is a predicted model, not a curated record.